UCCCCCUUGCUCGUGCACCUUUGCUCCCGCCAAGCGUCAGCCAACAGCCGGAGUGCUCGUACAUUUUUUAGCCCCCUUUGGUGGUUCACCUCGAGAGCCGACGGGCGUGUAUAUACGCGUGGGCCGCGCCAAGAGGGAGAAAGAGAGCGCGCCGGUCGCGUUGUUCGCCCGUGAGCAAGGGGCAUAAUUUUCGCGUGUCCUUGAACACAUUGUUUUUUUUUCGCGACAGGAUGGCCGAGCUGCGUCGCUCGAUGCUUUGGCUGCUGCCGAUGCUCGCCGGGUGUCUAGUCAGUGCUCAAGUGAUCAUCGACGCGGGCGACAACCCUGGAGCCGAAGAGCCGGAUUUCCCCAUACCCGAAUACAUAAAACCGUGCAGUCGAAAGGAUCCCGAAAUCAGCAAGUGUAUCCAGAUAGCCUUCAACCACCUCCGUCCGUACCUCGUGGAUGGUCUGAAAGACGCCAGCACAGACCUGGACGUGCCGCCGAUCGAGCCGCUGGUGAUACCCGAGCUGCUGAUGGAAAAUGGCCAGGGAGCUGUGCGCGUGCGCGCCGUUUUCUCCAACAUAACGGCCUUCGGGCCCGGCAACUACUCGAUCAGCAAAGUCAGGUCCGACAUAAAGAACCUCAGGCUGGACAUAACCCUGGGCAUACCCAGCAUCGAGAUCCGGGGCCGGUACUCCGUGGUCGGGCAGGUGUUGCUCUUCCCCAUAAAGAGCAUCGGCGACUUUUGGGCCUUCUUCGGUGACGUGGUGGCGUUCGCCCGAGUCCAGGGAGUGGAGGAGAGGCGCAACGGCGUGCGGUACAUGAGGAUCGCCAAGAUGCAGAUCGACUUCAAACUCGAGCGGGCGCGCUUCAACAUAAACGACAAAGUGAACGGUGACAACGUCAUCGGCCAAGCGAUGAAUAAUUUCCUCAAUCAAAACCACAAGGAGAUCAUCGAUGAGAUGCGCCCGGCCGCGAGCGCCAGUAUAGCCAAGCACUUUAUGGCCUUCCUCAACAACGCCUUCACCAAGAUACCUCUCAAAGUUUGGCUCAGCGACACGUAGAGCCACUUUUUUUUUUACACCCUUUCUCACGCCCUUCCCUCAUCGCGCACGUUGGUGUACAAAGGGUGUCGCAAAGUGCCUGUUGCUUUGUAGUUUUUUUUUUGUUUCCUCCUGCCUUUUUGUCACAAACUUUGUUGGACCACACGAUUGGCAGGAGCUUGUGUGUUUAUUUUUUCGUAAAUUCUCAACUCCAAAGAGCCUUUGUAUAGCUCUUGGAGUGUUUG
This is a messenger RNA of Copidosoma floridanum, 1270 nucleotides long. Its product is annotated as protein takeout. Lineage: Eukaryota; Metazoa; Arthropoda; Insecta; Hymenoptera; Encyrtidae. Gene Ontology annotation, biological process: multicellular organismal reproductive process. The record is from RefSeq and is a predicted model, not a curated record.